Molecule: messenger RNA, 936 nt
Organism: Colletotrichum karsti
Lineage: Eukaryota; Fungi; Ascomycota; Sordariomycetes; Glomerellales; Glomerellaceae
Exons: 2
Coding region: 1-936 (311 amino acids)
Molecular function (GO): 4-hydroxy-tetrahydrodipicolinate synthase activity
Source: RefSeq, a predicted model, not a curated record
AUGGCUCCUCGCUGUCCUCCUCGCGGCAUUUACGCCCCCGUCGUAGCCUUCUUCCACGAAGACGAGACCCUCGACCUCGAGGCCCUCAAGACGCACGUCGAGCGCCUGUCAAAGUCAGGCGCGGCCGGACUCGUCAUCCAGGGCUCCAACGGCGAGGCGCCGCACCUGCUCCACUCGGAGAGGCAACAGGUAAUCGGCACGGCGGCCGCGGUGCUGAAGCAGCACGGCCGGGCGGACGCCGUCAUCAUCGCCGGCUGCGGAGCGCAGAGCACGCGGGAGACGAUCCAAUUGUGCAGCGAGGCCAAGGAGUCCGGUGCGGAUUAUGCGCUUGUGCUGUCGCCGAGCUACUGGACCGGGGCAAUGCAGAAGCCCGUCAUCCAAAAGUUCUUCGACGACGUCGCGACGGCUUCGCCCAUCCCGAUUCUGCUCUACAACUUCCCCGCCGUCACGUCCGGCAUCGACCUCGACUCAGACCUCAUCGCCGCGCUGGCGGCGUCGAAUGACAAGAUCGUCGGCUGCAAGCUGACGUGCGGAAACCUGGGCAAGUUGCACCGCGUCGCGCACGACGAGAAGAUUCCCAAGCCGUUUGCCGCGUUCGCCGGAAAGUCUGAUUUCUUCCUGCACGGCUUGGUGGCCGGGUCGAACGGAGUGAUUGCGGCGGCGGCCAACUUCACGCCCAAGGUGCAUGUCAAGCUGCUGGAGCUGUACGACGAGGGCAAGCUGAAGGAAGCGCAAGAGCUGCAGACCAAGUUGAGCCAGGCGGAUUGGGUGCUGGUUCAAUUGGGCGUUGCCGGACUCAAAGCGGCAUUGGAUAGGUAUUUCGGAUAUGGCGGAGGCAGAAGCAGGCGGCCGCUUGGUAUGGUUGCGAGCGCCAAGUUUGAGGGAGAAAAGGACGCUGUGCUGAAGGGUUUGGUGGAAUUGGAAAGCUCCCUGUAA